AUGAGUCAAGAUUCGCCCCAGCAAGAGCUCCAGAGCUUCACCUCCGCUGAUCGCAUUCGACAGCUCAAUGAGGUAGACAAGGAUGUUACUCGAUUGAUUCAUUCUGCCGGUCUCGCGAUUCAAGCUCUCACAAACGCCAAACCGGACUCUUCCUCCCCCGCACCCGAUGGAUCGCUCGACUCACACAAGGCACGUUUCAAAGAGGCAACAUCCCAGUACUUUGCACUGCUGUCUUCAAUCGAUGUACGGCUCCGUCGUCAGGUCUACGCGUUGGAGGAAGCUGCAUUGCUGGCACCGGAGACGUCCUCGCGCGCGGGCGACACCAAAGGCACCAGGAAUGACGCAGCCGCAGGCGGUGCAGCAGGGGCUGAGAACCCACUGGAUAUCAGCUGGCUCAACAGUCGGAAGGAUACAGUUGGAAAGGACAAGGAGGCUGAAUUGUGGGCUGCUGCUCGGUCAUUUGUCGAGCAGCUAGACAAGCCUGGGUCAAGCGAAGACAAGGCCGCCAAUGACCCCGACAACAUGCAAGUGGACUGA
Molecule: messenger RNA, 537 nt
Organism: Penicillium brevicompactum
Lineage: Eukaryota; Fungi; Ascomycota; Eurotiomycetes; Eurotiales; Aspergillaceae
Product: mediator of RNA polymerase II transcription subunit 11
Exons: 2
Coding region: 1-537 (178 amino acids)
Biological process (GO): regulation of transcription by RNA polymerase II
Cellular component (GO): mediator complex
Molecular function (GO): transcription coregulator activity
Source: RefSeq, a predicted model, not a curated record